This is a messenger RNA of Culex pipiens pallens (northern house mosquito), 6787 nucleotides long. RefSeq names its product cholesterol transporter ABCA5-like. The record is from RefSeq and is a predicted model, not a curated record. Gene Ontology annotation, molecular function: ABC-type transporter activity; ATP hydrolysis activity; ATP binding. Gene Ontology annotation, cellular component: membrane; intracellular membrane-bounded organelle. NCBI's taxonomy places the organism in Eukaryota, Metazoa, Arthropoda, Insecta, Diptera, Culicidae. Bases 442 to 6261 code for a protein of 1939 amino acids. The transcript is spliced from 12 exons. Gene Ontology annotation, biological process: transmembrane transport; lipid transport.
GUAGCAGUUCGCGGCUUGCUUCCAAAGGGGGUGCAUCAUUCGGUCGGUCGGUCGGUCGAAGUGUGAAGAAGAAAAAAGUUCACCAGAGCGAAAAUGGUGCCCGUUGAAAACAGGAUUAUCCGCGGCUGUUUGGAUUGAUUUUUCACCGCGAAUCGCGAAUGUGACGACUUCGACGACGCAAACAAGUGCAACGCAACCCAUUUUUGGGAUAAAUUCGGCAGGAAAAUCCGCUCGGGGUCCGUAUCUGUGGAAACUACAAAGAGGCCCCGCAGAAGGGAGAGUGCGCGCGUUGUGGAAUUCCUAAAUCACAUCACACAACAUUUCAGCAUAAGUUUUUAAGCAAGCAAAAUCAUACGUACUGAACGCGCGUACCUUUUUUAAGUCCGUCGUAGCUUUUAAGCAGAAAACAAAAAUCAACUACUAAACCAAACAUCAAUCAUCAUGGGCAAGGAAUUGCUGAACACGAGCUCGUUCUGCCAGCAGCUGGGCGCGACGUUGGUGCGGAAUUUCAAGCUGAAGAUCCGCGACUCGCGCAAAACCAUCGCCGAGGUGUUUCUUCCGCUUUACACGCUGGGGACGCUGAUCGUGCUGAAGAUUCUGAUCCCGAACCCGAACUUUCCCGCCAUAACCGAGCCACGUGGGGCGGCGUCCCUGUUCGAGCACUUUCAGCACUACAAAGCGCACACGAUCGCGGUGCUGCCGCAGCCGAACGCGUCGCUGAUCACGGAGCAAUUCCUCGGCGAGGUGAGCAAACUAUGGCUCUCGAACCGGCACCACACCGCCGGCAAGUACCCCAUCGAGUGGCAGUUUUACGAGUCCCAGGAGGAGCUGCUGGCCGCGUACUGGCGCGAUCCGGACAAGAUGCCGCUGGCGCUGAUCUUUCACAGCGACGAUCCCAUGUACGGACCGCUCAAGUACGAAAUCCGCACCAAUCCGUCGUUCUUCGUGACGCCGGCGACGACGGAGCUGUUCUCGUCGCUGGUCACCUGCAGACAAUCAGACAGCUACUGGUCGGCGGUCAUUCCGAUCGAAACCGGCGACUCGUGUCCGGUCAACCAGUACUACUACUCGGGGUUUAUCGCGCUGCAGACGCUGCUCGAGUACACCAAGAUAAAACUCGUGACGCAAAACGACGAUCUACAGAUACCUCAUAUAACGCUAGAAAUGUUUCCUAAGGAAGCCUACACGGGAAAUUGGAUGGUGGCCUUCCGGCUGGUCAUUCCAAUUUACAUGGUGAUGGCCUUGUCCCAGUUUAUCACAUAUCUGCUGAUACUGAUAGUCGGCGAGAAGGAGAACCACAUCAAGGAAGGGCUGAAAAUUAUGGGCUUGCGUGACUCCGUGUUUUGGUGUGGCUGGUUUAUCAUUUAUGCCGUGUUUGUGACGUUCCUGACGUUCGUGUCCGUGAUUUUGCUGUUCUCGCUCGGGGUGUUCCAGCACACCAACUAUCUGCCGGUGUUCAUACUGAUCCUGCUGUACAGCUUCUCGGUCAUCCUGAUUGGGUUCAUGAUUACGCCGUUCUUUGACAACUCGAGGACCGCCGGCAUCCUGGGCAACUUUGCCGUCAACAUCAUGUCGCUGCUGUACUUCCUGCAGGUGUUCAUCGACGACACGCACACGUCGGCCGCCCUGUGGACCGUGUCGCUCAUCUCGCCCACCGGGUUCGCCCUCGCGAUGGACAAAAUCCUGGUGCUGGACAUUUCCGGGCAGGGCGUAACGCUGAACAAUUUGUGGACGGGGCCGGGCAUUCCGAUCGGUGGUUCGAUCCUGAUGCUGGUGGUGGACAUUCUGCUGUACGCGGCGCUGGCGUUCUACUUUGACUGUGUCAUUCCGUCGGACCACGGGACGAAGCAGCGGCCGUGCUUCUGUCUGAGUCGGCACUAUUGGUGCGCGAAAAAAGUGCCAAAGGUUCCGCUGCUUAAUGGGGAGUCGGCGAAUUCGUUUAAUAAUUUGGACGAGCAACGGGAUGUGGAGCCGGUGUCGCGGGAAAUGCGCGGGAAGGAGGCGAUCAGGAUAGUGGAUUUGUACAAGACGUUUCACUCGUGCCGGAAGCCGGCGGUUAAUGCGGUGAACGGGAUUAAUUUGACGAUUUAUGAGGGGCAGAUAACGGCGAUUUUGGGGCAUAAUGGGGCGGGGAAGAGCACGCUGUUUAAUAUACUGACUGGGUUGACGUCGCCGACGUCGGGGACGGUGUACAUCUUUGGGUAUGAUAUUCGUGACCCUAAUGAUAUGACGAUGAUCCGGCGGAUGACGGGAGUUUGUCCGCAGCACGAUAUUCUGUUUGAAACGUUGACGCCGAAGGAGCAUUUGUACUUUUUUGCGGCUGUUCGUGGAAUUGCGCCGAGUUUGAUUGAUAGUGAGGUGAAGAAGACGUUGAGGGAUAUAGAUUUGUUUGACGCGGCGGAAACGAGGGUGAAGUACUUGAGUGGUGGACAGAAGCGGAAGUUGUCGGUGGGGAUUGCGAUUAUUGGUGAUCCGAAGAUUAUCAUCUUGGAUGAGCCGACGGCGGGGGUGGAUCCGUACUCGCGGCGGCACAUGUGGUCGAUUCUGCAGAAUCGGAAGCAUGGGAAGGUGAUUUUGCUGACGACCCACUUUAUGGACGAGGCGGAUAUUCUGGCUGAGAGGAAGGCGGUUGUAUCGCGGGGACGGCUGCGGUGUUGUGGAUCGUCGCUGUUUUUGAAGAAUAAGUUUGGCAUUGGGUAUCAUUUGACGCUGGUGCUGGAUACGAAUUCGUCGGAGGCUUCGAUUACCAAGCUGGUGAAUGAGCACGUGCAGAAAGCGGAGAAGGCUCGUCGGCACGGGAGAGAGUUGAGUUACAUUUUGCCACACGAUGCGGUGAAUUCGUUUGUGUCGCUGUUUGAUGAUAUCGAGCGGGAGAUUAAGACGAAGCAGUGGCAGUUGGGCAUUUGCUCGUAUGGGGUGUCGAUGACGACGCUGGAGGAGGUGUUUCUUCAUUUGGAAACGCAACGGGAGGAAGAGCAGAAGGUGGAGAAUGAAGAUGAGGAGGAGCAGGACGCUGGUUAUGCUGUAGAUAGCUUAAGUCGUAAGGUUAUGAAAAAUAGAGCGUUGCCUAGAAGCUUGUCUCUGCAGGAGAAGAGCAACAGCUAUCAAUCGUUGAAGAACGAUACCAAGAAUUUGCUCGACGAGCAGAACGUAGAGAAUAAGGGUUCGCUGCCGGGCAACGGGUUGGACUUUGAUACAAUCAUUCCGAUUAACGGGUUGAGCGGUGAGGGUGAGCCUACGCAGCGAGAGAAGAACCUGACGAUCACGACGCCGACCAUGAAGCAGCUGCGGAAGAAGCAACACCACAGCAAAUCCCGCAACGGGGUCAGCAAGAGCAAUAAGAGCAUCUACGAGGAUACCACACAUCACUCGUCGUCGGUUGUGAAGCUGAACAGUCAGAACAAGACCAACUGGAUGGACCUGGACGACAUUGAGCUGCGUCCGUCUUGUUUUAACACUAUCGUAGCGCUACUCAAGCUAAGAAUAACAAUACUCUUUCGUGACAUUCAGCGUUUAUAUCUGUUAAUCAUACUACCGCUAGCAUUUACGGCGUUAGGUUUAUACUUGAACUCAAUACAGGUCAUCUCGCCGGUGAUGCGUUCAAUACUCCUAGCUAAUACAACGUACGGCAGCAAUAUUACCAAGAUAGCAGUACAUGAUAGUACCAAUAGACUGUUUUCAUCGCACGCGGCGUACCAUCGGCUUCAUCAACAGCAGCAACAAUCCUCGCCCUCGCCCAUGCUUCUCCACCAGAAGCAUCAUCAGCACCACCAGGCCAACGCGGAGCAGCAUCAGGCCGCCAAAGAAUCAUCAUAUCUGUACCAUCGUUUCAUUGCCGAACUGAAGCAAUCGUCGAACGUCACCGAGGAGUACAACGGCAGCUUCGCGGCGCUGCUGGACAUUGCCCCGCACAUGGCGGCGUUCAACAUCAACACUAUAUCAUGGUCAAACGUGUCAAUAACUACUAUGUACAAUGAUACCACACAACACAGUCUACCAAUACUAUUAAAUCUUAUCAGCAACGCUCUGUUGCGCAUGUUUGUCGAGCUGGGACCGCCCCACAGGCCACCGCAUCAGCCCAAAACCAUCAACCUGGAAGAAGCCGGAAUGCAGGCGGACGACCCGCUGCCCUUCGACUCGACCUCCUCCAGUUCACCCUCCCUCACAUCAGCAGGCCCCAUCGGUUCCACCGACUCCAUCCUGAACAUCGAACUCCGCUCGCACCCCUUCCAACAGACGGCCCAACCCCAGGAGUUCAACAUCGGUACCUUCUCGUCCGCACUCUUUGUGGGAAUGAUCUUCGUGCUGAUCCCCGUGUCCCUGGCCGUCGAUAUGGUGUACGAUCGGGAGAUGAAGGCCAAAAAUCAGCUGCGAGUCAACGGCCUGUCGUCGGCGCUGUACCUCUCCGCGUACUUUAUCGUCCUGUCCGGGCUGAUGCUGCUGAUCUGCGCCGCGCUGCUUGGGCUGGUGUUCCUGUUUGACAUUCCUUCCUUUAGACAGCCCCCCGCCCUGAUCACGCUCGGUCUGCUCGUGUUCCUGUACUCGCCGGCGGGCAUCCUCUGCUCGACGUGCUUCUCCUACUUCUUCGACCGCACCGACUCGGCCCAGUCGAUCCUGCCCAACAUUUUAACCUUUGUCGGACUGAUCCCUUUUAUACUGGUAGUGUUUUUAGAUAUGCUAGGAAUUGAGGUAAAAGCAGCGAUCGCCUUACACUACGUCUUUUCGCUGCUCAACCCGAUGUACAUCCCGUACGCGGCCGUCUACUUUGUGGACCGGGUGUACAUCGCGUGCCGGCUGAGCUCGGCGUGCGCGGAGCUGUCGAUGGCGCACUACAUGACGGAGGAGAUGAUCGUGAUGGCGUGCGGCUGCCUGCUGCACAUCCCCAUCUGGGCGUUCUGUCUGCGCUUCUCGGACGUGAUGAAGAGUGGUGGGCGGAUGCGGGACAUGUUCCACAGGAGGACGAACGAAGAAGACGUUAUGACUGAAGAGCAGUGCAUUGGCGAGUACGAAGAUGAGGACGUUCGGAACGAGCGGUCUAAGAUUUUCCGACUGACGACUCAGGAGCAGCCGGGACAGGUUCAGCCGGUGGUUUUAGUGAAGAGUUUACGCAAGGAGUUCUCCCAGGAGUCGCUCUGCGGGAACGGUUCCUGCUGUUGCUGUUCGGACGACGAACCACCGCGCAAGAAGGUGUCCGUGCGAAGUCUGUCGUUUGCAGUAGAAUCCGGUGAGGUGCUUGGACUGCUCGGUCACAACGGUGCCGGCAAGACCACCACCAUGAAGAUCAUGACGGGUGAGACGGCGCCCACGAGGGGGACGGUUCGGGUGGCCGGGCACAGUAUUACCAUCAACCAGGACGAUGCGUUCAAGACGCUCGGCUAUUGUCCGCAGCAUGACGCCCUGUGGAAGAACAUUACGGUGCGGGAACAUCUGGAGCUGUACGCGUGCAUUCGGGGCGUUACGCGGAAGGAUCUGAACCGGCUGGUGACGACCUACCUGACGGGGCUGCACAUCACCGAGCAUGCCAACAAACAGACGCAGCACUGUUCCGGGGGAACGCGCCGUAAGCUGAGCUACGCCAUGGCCAUGGUCGGGGCGCCCAAGGUCGUCCUCCUUGAUGAACCGUCCACCGGUAUGGAUCCCAAGUCGAAGCGAUUCCUGUGGGACACGAUACUGGCCAGCUUCCACGGCAAGCGGUGCGCCAUGCUGACGACGCACUCGAUGGAGGAAGCGGACGCGCUCUGUUCCCGCGUCGGCAUCAUGGUCAAGGGCGAGUUGAGGUGCCUUGGUUCGACGCAGCACCUGAAGAACCUGUACGGGGCCGGGUACACGCUCGAGAUCAAGCUGAAGCACGUGGAGAACGUGUACAGCGAGACGCCCGUCGGUGAGUGCGCGCCGGAGAGCAGCAGUCAGGAGCAGCUGCAGCUGCAGGAUCACCAGCAGGUGGACCAACACCACGUGACGGCGGCGGCCACGUCCGCGUCGACGCCCGUCAUCGCCAACUGCAUCGACAACCGGUCGAUGGCGCUGCGCAACUUUGUGACUGACCUGUUCCCGAGUGCCACCCUGGAGGAGAGCUUCGCCGACCGGCUGGUGUACUCGGUGCCCCAGCAGGCGGUCAGCUCGCUGGCGGAGUGCUUCUCGCGGCUCGAGAAAGCCAAAACCGAACUCGACAUCGAGGAGUACUCGUUCAGCCAGACCACGCUGGAGCAAGUUUUUCUAAAAUUCGCCCAUUAUGACGAGGAGCCGUCCAGCGUGCAGUAGUGUCCGGCGGCCGGGGCCGGUGCAAGGACCGGGGACCUCGUCGUUGCGCUGGACAGCAGAAACGUACCGGUGACGCGAUUAUUAAGCACGUGAGAGAGCGAGAGCGGACGAACGGACGGACGGACGAACGAGUGAGAGUGCUUUGUUUGUGUUGUAAAUUAUAUAAAGAAGGUAAAGUAAAAUAAAGUGAAUCCAAAAAAAAAACUAGGCAAAAUAAGACAGAAAACCAAAAAAAGUCACCCGUAAGCUAAUAUCUAAACGCGUAACGUAAGAUUUAAUUGCAAACAAAUGUAAAAUUAUUUAAUAAUUAAAUUUAAAGCAUCUUACAAAGAGAAAGAGAAGCAUGCAAAGUAAAGUGCGCCAUAGAAGAGAAAGAGAAGGAAACCCAACCCAAAGCUAAAGUAAUUAAUCCUAAUAACUUACUAUUAAUUAUAGACAUGAGAAUAAUGAAAAAGUGAAAUUACAAUAAGACAAAAAAAACAACCACACAAGAAUACAGAAGCCACUCAAAGAAAAGCAGAACCAG